ACUCACUUCAUCACUAGCUUCGCAAUGGAGUCUGCACAUUGACAUCCGGAGACCAUCAGCGGAGAGACCCGCAAUGUCUGAUGGCGGUAAGACCAAGAAGACAAGUGUAGGCUUUCAUUUUCUAGCCGGCCUGGGAUCUGGAUGCGCCAGUGCUGCAUUACUUCAGCCCGCGGAUCUCCUGAAGACUCGAGUACAACAAUCAAAUGCGGGAUCACUGCGACAGGCUCUACGAAACGUUCUUGAUGGACCGAAUCCUAUACGUUCACUAUGGCGCGGCACAACUCCUUCUGUCAUCAGGACGGGUUUCGGUAGCGCAUUAUACUUUGGCCUACUCAAUCAGAUGAGAGAAUAUGUCUCUCGCAUGCCUGUCAUACCUGUCCCUGGACUUCCUACUACUGGCGUUGGAGCAGGUCAGAGUUCGUCAGUUUUGCCAAAGAUUGGCAAUGUGGCGAACCUUGCGACUGGUGCAGCAGCGCGAGUUGCGGCGGGUUUCAUCAUGAAUCCUGUUACGGUUCUGAAGGUCAGAUAUGAGAGUACGCACUACUCUUACACUUCCAUGGCCAGCGCAGCACGAGACAUUAUCCGAACAGAAGGUGCGCGUGGAUUCUUUGCAGGCUUCGGCGCUACUGCUGUGCGAGAUGCACCAUACGCCGGCUUGUACGUUCUAUUAUACGAACAGUCAAAAGCUCAGCUUGCGAAACUAUCAAAACUGGUACCCGGCCCAGAUGGAGAACCUGGAGUGCGGAGCAUGGGCAGCAAUGCCACAAUCAACUUCAUGAGUGGCGUGGUAGCGGCAAUGGCAGCUACUACUUUGACGAACCCUUUCGAUGCGAUCAAGACUCGGUUGCAAAUUGCUCCGGGAAAAUACAGGAAUCUCGUACAGGCCGCUCGGACAAUGUUGGCUGAGGAAGGCGUUCGGAGCAUGUUUUAUGGGCUCAGUUUGAGGAUCGGGAGGAAAGCUGUGAGCUCGGCUUUGACGUGGACUGUGUAUGAAGAGCUGAUACGAAGAGCUGAGCGGGUUGUGGAGGAUAGGGUCAAGAUCGGUGCGUGAAUUGGGCAUACAGGGAAGCCCUAAUUCCAUUGGCGAGCUCACUUGCAUUGUGUAACAGCGUGCGCUGAAGGAUUAGCAUAGAGCGAUCUCUACUCAUACCAUCUCAACAACUGUACCUGAGCUGCCCGACCUCUCCGGAACGCCAC
Cercospora beticola is the source of this 1197-nucleotide messenger RNA. It is a transcript of the gene HEM25, whose product is annotated as Hem25p. Gene Ontology annotation, molecular function: glycine transmembrane transporter activity. Lineage: Eukaryota; Fungi; Ascomycota; Dothideomycetes; Mycosphaerellales; Mycosphaerellaceae. Gene Ontology annotation, cellular component: mitochondrion; mitochondrial inner membrane. The record is from RefSeq and is a predicted model, not a curated record. Gene Ontology annotation, biological process: glycine import into mitochondrion.